Cylicostephanus goldi is the source of this 525-nucleotide messenger RNA. Lineage: Eukaryota; Metazoa; Nematoda; Chromadorea; Rhabditida; Strongylidae. The record is from the annotation of a GenBank genome assembly.
UCUGUAGGGGUGACAGAACAGCAACCUAGUCGAACCAUAAAAACAGUGACAGCCGAUCCGGAUGAGUCAUUACCUCUUCCUCCUCCACCAGAGCCUCCUAGCAUUCCUCCAGUUUCUUUGGAUGAUGACCAUGGGACUCCUGGGAUGGUGCUGGCAAUUCUGAACACCGGGGCUUUCACUCAUACUGAAUGCGUUGGAGAUACUUAUCCAUGCGACUUUUCAGACAUCAUUAUGAUUCCGCUUCCACCACCCCCACCACCAGCAAUAUCACCAGAUGCACAGCCGUCUCCACAACCCGCACCAGACGAUCACGUCUCCACUCAAGAUAAGAAUGCGAAAAGACGCCUCACAGGGACAGCCCGAGUAUUCAGCAAGAAAAGUAGACAAGAUGGUCUACUGGAGGAAAAUCCAUCUCCUCCACGAUCGCCUCGACGAGGAAUUUCGAGAAGUCCCGGACCACAUGCUCCGAUGAGUCCUUUUUGGAAACAGGUGAACUGCGUCAUGUUCAAAAUGUUACAACCAUAA